CACGCUGGCUGCUUGAGUUAUAAGAUCUGGUUUGAGAAUAGUUUCAGAUAAUAGAUAGACUCUCCUGCUGGCUCGCACUGUUCCAGAAUUUCUUUACUUCAUGUGACUUAUAACAACAUAAAAACCGAAAGUUUGUAGAAUCAGACCAGACCAUGGCAAGUUACCCACAGUCCUUGUCUGAGGAGAUCCUAGAGAAGUUCAACCAGGCCAUUUCUGCUGAUGGUCCAGGGGUGUCUCGGGCUAGGGCAGCCUCUAUCUCCACACGUCGAAGCUCUCAUUCUAUUGAUAUGUCUCCACGACCUAUCCUGAGAUUAAAAAGUAUUGAGGAACGUGCCCCUAACCUUUCCCGCAGGAACUCUAGCAUCAGCAAUAUUAAUUUGCCCUUCUCUCGACGGAACUCCCUGUGCGCUGGGGGUCCAGGCAAGCGCCUGUCUCUUGGACCUUGGGCACAUUAUGGACGAGUGAGCUUUUCAGGUCUUCCUCUAUUUCAGCCAAUUAGGGAAGUUCAGUAUGAAAACACUUACAAGACCUGUCCAGAUGAGGACUGCAGAUUUAAACUAGGGAGGGUCCAAAAUAUUCUGGAGAAGACACUCGGCAGCUACCUAGGUGGCUCUACAUAUACUCCACUGACCAGUGGGCAACUGACCCAGAACUUGUCUGAAAUUAUCCGCAACAAACUAAAAGACCACAUCCCCCCACGUUAUAAGGUGGUGUGCAAUGUCAUAUUGGGUGAAAAGGGCAAUCAAGGGGUGAAAAUAUCUAGUCGCUCCUUGUGGGAUUCCCAAAAUGAUAAUUAUGCAUCCGCUACAUACACCAAUACAUCUCUGUUUGCUGUAGCUAUGGUACAUGGAAUGUAUUAUGAAUAGAGUUGAUACAUAAUAUCAAACAUGCACAAACACAACACAUUUCAGGUGUAAAUGUAUCUGCUUCACUAAUGAUGAGUUAUACAGUAUUGGCACAAAUAUACUGUUUUGUAUUUCUACAUAAAACAACAAGAUGCUGUGUCACUUAGGGGUAAAAGUCAGGAGACAUUUACAAAUAUUGUUCUAUCAUCUCAUUACAAUGCUGCAUUUUUAUAUAUAAUUAUAGUAAAAACAUUUAUUGACUCAGAUGAUUUGCUUCUAGGAUUAUUAUAAUUAACCCCUAGAUUGUAGCUUGUAUUAUAUAACCUUCCAACCAUGAGAAAAAGGGUCACAGCAUCUCUUAUGCAUAUGAAAGAGCACAGUUUAAACAUGUUGUACAUUUUUUGCAUGAAAAAAUUAUCUUAAAGGGACAGUAUACACCAAUUUUCAUAUAACUGCAUGUAAUAGACACUACUAUAAAGAAUAGGAUGCACAGAUACUGAUGUAAAAAUCCAGUAUAAAAUCUUUUUUGAAAACGUACUUAGAAGCUCCCAGUUUAGCACUGCUGGUGAGGUUAGGCUGGGACACCCAGUGAAAGGGGCAGGAAAAACAGGAACAGCAAGCACCCCCCCUUCCCUGCAUAUGAAAAGAAAAAUUAUACAAACAGGAGCCACAGUUUACUCCUAUUAUCAAUUUUUCUUUGUUCUCUUGCUAUCUUUAUUUGAAAAAGAAGGCAUUUAAGCUAAGUAGCCAGCCAAUUUUUGGUUGAGACUCUGGACAGCACUUUAUUCCACCAAUCAGCAAGAACAACCCAGGUUGUUCACCAAAAAUGGUCCGGCAUCUAAACUUACGUUCUUGCUUUUCAAAUAAAGAUACAAAGAUAAUGAAGAAAAAUUGAUAAUAGGAGUAAAUUAGAAAGUUGCUUAAAAUUGCAUGCUCUAUCUGAAUCACAAAAUAAUUUUUUUGGGUUCAGUGUCCCUUUAAAGAGAGACAAUCCACAAGCAUUAAAAACAUUUUUCUCUAUCAUUCAUUCAUUUGUAUCCAUUUACGUUCAUCCCAUUCAGUCAGCAAACCUCAGCAGUGCCAGUUCACUUUCAAUUAAUAAAUUCCUUAGGCGAUGCCAGGGCUGGUGUCUAAUA
Molecule: messenger RNA, 1981 nt
Organism: Bombina bombina (fire-bellied toad)
Lineage: Eukaryota; Metazoa; Chordata; Amphibia; Anura; Bombinatoridae
Gene: DYNLT4
Product: dynein light chain Tctex-type 4
Exons: 3
Coding region: 153-866 (237 amino acids)
Biological process (GO): microtubule-based movement
Cellular component (GO): cytoplasm; cytoplasmic dynein complex
Molecular function (GO): dynein intermediate chain binding
Source: RefSeq, a predicted model, not a curated record